Molecule: messenger RNA, 2280 nt
Organism: Symbiodinium sp. CCMP2456
Lineage: Eukaryota; Dinophyceae; Suessiales; Symbiodiniaceae
Source: the annotation of a GenBank genome assembly
AUGCACUAUGGACAGAUUCAAUUCAAAAAGGCGCACGUUGGGUCCAUGGGAUCCACGGUUGCAAAGUUGCGUGUUGUGUUGCAGAUCCUAAGCGGAAAUGGAGAUCUUUGUUCAGGUCAGGAGCAGGUGAUCCAGGUGACGGCCUUGCAGUCUCGACUGCUUGACCAUUACAAGCUUGGUGGCGUUUUGGGCGAAGGUUCGUUUGGCGUGGUCUGGAGCUGCGAUCACAUCAUCACCGGCGAGGAGCAUGCUGUCAAGAUGGUGGACAAGGUGGAAACACCGUUCACAGACAUCAUGCGCGAAGCUGAACUGAUCCGGACGCUGGAUCAUCCGAACAUUGUGAAAUGCUUCGGCAUUUUCUUUGACAACUGUUUCGUGUGUAUCGUCAUGGACAAGUUUGUCGGCGGAGAUGUGGUUCAAGCUUUGCAGGAGGGUCAGCUUAUGCGAGCCAAGAGCGUGAGAGUAGGCAAGCGUCCGGAGCCCAGCCAUGCGAAGGAUCGACUCAGUCGGUAUCCGGUCAACCUGAAAACCUGUAACGAUGAGGUGGAUGUUUGGGCACUUGGCGUAUUGACGUUCGGCCUUGUCACCACGAAGUUUCCAUUCAAGGGCGAAGGAGAGGUGAGGAACAAGCAGAUUCUUUUCCCACCCUACGUCCAUGACGAAUGUGCGGAGAUGAUUUCGAUGAUGUUGAAGAAAGAGGAGGGCCAGCGGGCUUCAGCCGCGGACAUCCUCAGACACCCAUGGCUGGAUGGCACGCGGAAAACGACAACCAUGCUGCUGCAGACAUCCUUCCUCAGCGAGAACAGCGGGCUCGAUGGCGAAAGCUUUCAGGAAGCCGAGGUGGACCACGAGGUGACGCGCAGGCGUUUGUCCCUUAUCGACCGCAUGCAGCAAGAGCAUUUGACGAUGGAUCCAGCCGCCAACCCGACAGCUUCCCGCCGCUUGAUGAAUCACACAAAGAACCAGUUCUUCAUCCAGACACAGGACGCAACACUUUACUACAAGUGGAUUCCAAGUAAUCUGUUGCGGAAGCAGAAUUCACUUCACCGCUUUCUGGACGGCCGAACUGAGACUGAUCAAAGCGGAGAGUGUCUUUCUUUGUCCCCGCCAGACGUUCAGUUGCUUGACAAGUUCUUGAGGGAGCACAACAUCGAGACGGCCAAGUUUGGUGUGGACCGCGCGAAGUCGCUGCAGGCCCUCGCAGCCGAGGUGCACAGCGGGGCCUCGCGGCUUAUGCUGGAUGCAGCAAACUACAAGAAGCUUGUGCGAGUCGUGGAUGUGGUCGUGCUGAAACUCUAUGAUGAACAGGACCGGCUCCUAGUGGACAUGGAGGAGCACUUCUCGGAUGGGCGUCGAAGACCGACGCGACGUCUGCCAGGUUCGAAGAAGGAGACGACGGAGAACAUCCGCCAAACAGCUGAACGAAUUCUGGAGGAAACGCUGAACUUGGAUCCGGCCUUGGUCUCCUUCAACCUGCACCUGGUGAUCAACCAGGAAGAAGAGUUGGACUCGCCAUCCUACCCUGGCCUACACACGGUGUAUCGAAAGGAAAUUGUUACUGGCACCGUCGAAUCCGAGGAUCCCGAGCUGCAGAAGAAGUUUGGCCUCGGGGUUCAUGCGACGGGCUGGCGAGCCUCCGAGCGAGGCUGCACCAGGCUGCUGCAAUGGAUGACGGAGGCGGAAGCCGUUGCUGCUUACGUCAAGGUGGAUGUGGAGAGUUCAGUAAGCUCUUCUUUGGUCCAGGCGCCGAUUGGCUUGAAGGAGGAGGAGCUGACAGCAUAUCUCACAGAGCUGAAAGUUGAUGUGAGCCAGUAUGGUCGCCAGGGCGCGAAGACGCUCAAACAGUUGUCCGACGAGCUCGUUAAGGGCGAGGUUCAAGUGGGCACGGAUAAGAAUGGAGUCCCUGUGGUUGUCUCUGAGGUGGUGAACCUCUGCAUCCACGAUCCCAUGCGUGGCGAAAUGCUGUGUCAGUACAAGCAGCUUGGCUCCGGCGACUGCGCCUAUGAGCACCUCUCUCUGCCAUGCACGACACGGCGGCCAGAGGAAAACGAAUUUCUUGUUGCGAAGCGCAUCUUGAAGAGACGCCUUCGCAUCAAUCCAAAUACGGUUAUCCUGGAGACGAAGGUUCGACGACUUCAAGAGGAGCGCUCCACAAACGCUUACCCUGGCCUGAUCUUCGUCGAGCGAGAGCUUGUGAUCACAGCCAACCUGGAUCCACAAGUUCCACACAGCCGCAUGAGGAGUAGCAAAACGAGUGCCAUUAAGUUCGUCGAGCGCUGA